This is a messenger RNA of Xenopus laevis (African clawed frog), 2213 nucleotides long. RefSeq names its product cytochrome P450 2K6. Bases 366 to 1847 code for a protein of 493 amino acids. The record is from RefSeq and is a predicted model, not a curated record. The transcript is spliced from 11 exons. Lineage: Eukaryota; Metazoa; Chordata; Amphibia; Anura; Pipidae.
UUUGUGAGAAAUGAAAAGGGGCACCAGAUAAUUUACAAGUAAAAAGUCCAUGUACCAACACCUCCCUGAUUGUCCCUGGGACUGAGACAGAGGGGGAGAUAUUGCCCCCGGUUCCCAGGCCUGAGUAAGAAGAAAUGUUUGUGUGAAGUGAGGGGAGAAGAGAGAACUCUGACUGUGACACUGAGACUACAGCUGGAAUGACCUGGAGAGAAUCUGAAUGACCUGGUCAAAGAGCUGCAGACUUGCCUGAUCCUGCCUGAGCUGUGAAUUCUCUGCUGCGGGGAGGAAAUAAACUGAAGUGCUCCCAGUCCUACCUGUGACUUCAGCAACUUUAAAAGGGAAAGUACACAGGUCAAACUGGAGCCAUGUUGGCCGGUGAUCCAAUGACAAUACUCCUCUCAGCCUUUAUUUGCCUUUUUCUGGGAUUUGUUUUGUUUGGCAAGAAAAAGAAUGUUUACCAAAAUUUCCCUCCUGGUCCAAGAACCCUACCAUUCAUUGGGAAUAUGCACCUUAUGGAUGUAAAACAACCCUACAAAACAUUGCUAGAGGUAUCUAAGAAGUAUGGCUCGGUAUUUAGCGUGCAGCUAGGAACAACAAAGAUGGUUGUACUGUGUGGCUAUGAUACAGUUAAAGAUGCCCUUGUCAAUUAUCCUGAUGACUUUGCUGACCGACCUCCCUUGCCUUUGUUUGAUGACGUAGUCAAGGGCCACGGUGUUUUCUUUUCUAAUGGUGAGAACUGGAGAGUCAUGAGACGCUUUGCUCUUUCAUCACUUAGAGAUUUUGGAAUGGGGAAGAAGAGCAUUGAGAACAAGAUCAAUGAAGAAUGUGAUCAUUUAGUACAAACAAUUAACUCCUACAAAGGACAGCCUUUUGACAACACUAUGAUAAUGAACGCCGCUGUAGCCAACAUAAUUGCCUCCAUUUUACUUAGUCAUCGGUUUCAUUAUGAAAAUCCAACGUUGCUGAGACUCCUGAAAUUAGUGAAUGAAAACAUUCGGCUCAUGGCAAGCCCAAAAGCCAUGCUCUACAACACUUACCCCUCUAUAAUGCGUUGGGUACCCGGCUGCCACAAAACCAUUUACAAUAACGCACAGGAACUGAUGGAAUUUAUUAGAGAGACUUUUUCAAAACAAAAGGCUGAGUUGGACAUAAAUGACCAGAGAAACCUGAUUGAUGCAUUCCUUUCCAAGCAACAGGAGGAAAAAACGAAUUCCAGAGAAUAUUUCCACGAUGACAAUCUGACGUUGCUCGUGUUUGAUUUAUUUGCUGCCGGCAUGGAGACAACUUCAACGACUCUGAGAUGGGGACUUCUGUUAAUGAUGAAAUAUCCAGAAAUCCAAAAGAAGGUCCAAGAUGAAAUUGAGAAAGUGAUUGGCUCAGCUGAGCCUAGAGCAGAGCACAGAAAAGAUAUGUCCUAUACUGAUGCUGUACUUCAUGAAAUCCAGAGAUUUGCUAACAUCACUCCAAUGAAUGGUCCCCACGCAACCGCACAGGAUGUCACUUUCAGGGGAUAUUUCCUACCCAAAGGCACCUUUGUCAUCCCAUUGCUGGCAUCUGUACUGAGAGAUGAGAAAUACUUUGAGAAGCCGUAUGAAUUUUACCCUCAACAUUUCCUCAACUCAGAAGGACAUUUUGUGAAAAACGAGGCGUUCCUUCCCUUCUCAGCAGGUCGCAGAAGUUGUGCUGGAGAGACGUUGGCUAGAAUGGAACUCUUCCUGUUCUUCACAAGGCUCCUGCAGAACUUCACAUUCCAGGCGUCUCCUGGGCAGGAACUUGAUCUCACACCUGCUGUUGGUGGAACUACGCCCCCUAAGCCCCAUACUGUUUGUGCUUUGUCUCGUACCUGAGGCUAGCAUGUUGACCAACUGAAUAUUCAGUACUUUGGUAUCUUGAGUUCUAUUUUGGACUUUUGGUUCAACAGUCUGGAUGGGUAGGGUUUGGAUUUGUUUGCGGGAAUAUUUGGGCAUGACAAGGAGUGUUUGGGGCUGUUGACUAAAACAUCUGAAUGUUCAAUGAAAAAUGAUUUCUAGUUAUGAAAGAGGGACAUUUGAAAAGUUAAAAUGUACCCUAGUUCCACAGGCAAAAAUAAGGACUGUAUUUAAACACUAAGGGGAAAAUUUAUCAAAAUGUGAGAUUGAUGUUUACUACAGAAAAAAUCACCCACUUUCUAAUCUUUCCUAUGGGAUUUUAGAAUCAUAUUUAUCAAAUAGUGA